GAUUCUUGUUACACGAGAAAACAAUGAGACACGACGUAAAUGCAAAAGGAGGCUUAGAAGAUGGGCGUAUGAUGCGUAUACCGAGACUUGGCAUCCGGAAAUAGGAGCACGGGGAAGAAGCUUACGCAUCGCGGCAACUGCGCCCUCUGACCAUGAUGGAGCGAAGAAGAAUAUUUGGACUAAGGCACUCGCCUUUUUGGUGACAUUAACAAGCCCGUAUUGCAAACCAUGUUGGACGAAAACCUACCCGCCUUCUUCUAUCGAAAGUCGCCUGACGGCAUUGAUCAUCAUAAAGGAGUCUUCUUUUCCGUUCGCGGAUCGGACCCGAGCCCCGCAUACAGCCUUAGACACGGUGAUCCUGCCGCUGCCAACUCGCGCAAUUGUUACGCUGCGGGCCUCUUUGACUGCUACAAUCCUGAGGUUCUCUAUGGAGAGUGUCUGAUCAAGCCUGAAUGGAGCCAUCCCUCGCUGUCGCAAGAAGACAUCCGUCGCAAUGGGGGUGUGCCGCCUCCGCCACAGCCCAUACUGCCUAGCCAGUUUACGAUACAACUGUACAACCCCGACUUGCAAGUGACAGUGACGCAGAAGCCAGGUAGUUGGGGAGGUAGCGCAUCGUAUGAAUUCAGUCUCCCGCAGCUUGUCUUCCGCACACCGUCUGCCUCGACUCUGGAUCGAACUCAGGAUGAUCCCGGCGCGUCCUUGGUCACUCCAAAGCUCAACUUUGUCUGGCGCAAGGAGAGCAAGCUUGCCAAAGACAUGACGGCGUACAUGACGGGCAAGUCGACGGAUGAGAUUGUCAAGAAGAAGCACAGAGACCCAGACAUCAUUGUCGGUCUGUUCCGCUCUCUCCGCGAAUUAACCAUCUACGAACCGAAUCUGUAUAGGGUCGAGCUGGAAGAUCCAAAAGGCCUUGAGCUAAUAUUGCUGCUAUCUGCCGCUGUCAUCAAGGACCUCUACUUCUCCAGCGACCUCAAUCAAGUCUUCAACGUCUUCGAUCCUUGUCGUGUCGCCUCUCUUCCUACUACCACCACCGUACCUUCUCCGCCUCCUGCCGCCAGUGCCGAUCGACGCAAAUCACUGCCUCGUUUACGGACCACUCCUCCUGUAGCGACAACAACACAACGACCUCCCCUAGCAGGUAUCGGCACCGCUUCCGCACCCGACCCACGAACACAAUGGGAGCUUGAUGCCGAGACCGCUCGUCUGCGCGCCCAAGUCGACGCCGAGGAGCGCGAAUUGAAGAGACAGGAAGCUAUACGUCGUAGAGAAAGAGAAAAGGCAGACGAAGCAGAAACUCGACGUCUUCGCAAAAUGGUCGAGGAAGAAGAGCGCGAGGUCCGUCGUCGUCAGGAAGAGGUCGAUCGCGAGACUGAAAGACUACGGAGGCAAUAUAGUCUGAAGCCACCUUCACCAGUAAACAACCAGCAAAGACAUUCUGCGCCAUCAUUGCCGAUACAUUCUCAGCAACAGGCUGGACCUUCACGACCUGCACCAGUCAUGAGUGGAGGAAAUCCUCAUGCACCUCCGGCGGCUGGUCCGUCGAAGAUGAAGAAGAAGAGCUUUUGGGGCUUGAGGAGCAAUAGUGAUGAGAGCAAUGCUAGCAAUAGCAAGCUGAGCAAGAAGGCCAGUGCUGUCUGGUGAUCAAUCUGCCAUGGAUAAUCGAGGAGCAUACGGGAAGGUGUACAAGGCGUUUUGCUGGGCAAGAGCUGGCGUUACAUAGCAUACUACAUACAAUAGGCCUCAGUAGCCUGGUCAGUCGCAUCUUACCACUUAUGAAAAGACGUAUAAAUCACGUAUCUGAAAAACCGUCACUGCCUUAGAAGAGUGUAGCUUGAUGAUUUCGGAUAGAGAAGUAGACUAAAGGAUUGAACAUAGAGAACUUCUGAUGAUUAUUGACGA
Messenger RNA from Aureobasidium subglaciale EXF-2481, 1899 nucleotides. RefSeq lists its product as uncharacterized. The coding region runs from base 229 to 1641 and encodes 470 amino acids. The record is from RefSeq and is a predicted model, not a curated record. The transcript has 2 exons. NCBI's taxonomy places the organism in Eukaryota, Fungi, Ascomycota, Dothideomycetes, Dothideales, Saccotheciaceae.